Molecule: messenger RNA, 1289 nt
Organism: Hydra vulgaris (swiftwater hydra)
Lineage: Eukaryota; Metazoa; Cnidaria; Hydrozoa; Anthoathecata; Hydridae
Product: 3-ketoacyl-CoA thiolase, mitochondrial
Cellular component (GO): mitochondrion
Molecular function (GO): acyltransferase activity, transferring groups other than amino-acyl groups
Source: RefSeq, a predicted model, not a curated record
AUACUUUUUAGACAGAACCAGUAAAAUAACUUGCUUAUAAUGUCUUCAUUGGCUCGCUCUGUUUACAUUGUAGCAGCAAAAAGAACACCAUUUGGGGCAUUUGGAGGAGCUUUUAAAGAUAUAUCUGCCACCGUUCUUGCUGAGAAAUCUUCUACUGCUGCAUUGGUUUCAGUUAAUUUAGAUCCAGUACAUAUACAAUCUGUUAUUUUUGGCAAUGUCAUUCAGAGUUCAUCAGAUGCUGCUUACUUGGCACGCCAUGUAGGUUUAAAGGCUGGUGCUCCAGUUUCCUCUACAGCUCUUACAGUGAAUAGGUUAUGUGGCUCCGGAUUUCAGGCUGUAGUCAAUGCAGCUCAGGAAAUUAUACUUGAAGAUGCUGAUUUAGUUCUUGCUGGGGGAGCAGAGAGUAUGAGUCAAGCACCAUUUGCAGUGCGAAAUGCCAGAUGGGGUAUUGGGCUUGGAGAAAAUAGACAAAUGGAAGAUACUUUGUGGUCAGGCCUGACUGAUUCAUAUUGUAACUUACCUAUGGGUAUAACAGCAGAAAAUUUGGCUGAAAAGUUCAACAUCACUAGACAGGAUUGUGAUGAGUUUGCUCUUGCAUCUCAACAGAGAUGGGCAAAUGCUCAUAAAAAUGGGUAUUUUGCAAAUGAAAUAGCACAAGUAGAGGUUAAGAUAAAGAAUAAAGUUGUAACUAUUGAUACAGAUGAACAUCCAAGGCCUGAUGUUACAUUAGAAAAACUUCAAAAACUUCCACCUGUAUUUAAAAAAAAUGGUACAGUAUCAGCAGGAAAUGCUUCAGGAAUAUGCGAUGGCGCUGCAUCAUUAUUAGUUGCAUCAGAAGAUGCAUGUAAAAAACAUAAUUUGAAACCACUUGCGCGUGUAGUUUCUUAUGGCGUAUCUGGAGUUGAACCAAGUAUUAUGGGCAUUGGACCAUGUUCAGCUAUUCGAAUUGCUCUCAAAAAAGCUGGAUUGUCACUUAACGAUAUGGCUUUAGUUGAGGUUAAUGAAGCUUUUGCUGCACAAUAUCUUUCGGUUGAAAAAGAACUUGGCCUAGAUAGAUCAAUUACUAAUUCAGAUGGUGGGGCUAUUGCACUAGGACAUCCACUUGGGACCUCUGGUGCGCGUAUUUUAACACAUUUGAUUUACGCAUUACAAAGAAAACAACAACGCUAUGCAAUUGGUUCAGCUUGUAUUGGAGGAGGUCAAGGAAUUGCUGUCGUAAUCGAAAAUAUGAAAUAAAUUGUCUAUGACUGUUAUAUUUUUUCGUUAAAUUUUUUAAAAUUUAGUUUUUA